CCUUUUCCUUUGUUAGAAACUUAAGCGCUCCUGGGGAAGAGAUGGCUUCACAUGGCGGAGGAAAAGCUGGAGGUGUAGAGGUGGAGAUGUAGGUGGAGGGGCAAGGAGACAUGGUUUAGUAAUACACACACACACUCACGCGCGCGCACACGGAUAGAGUGUGGCGAGGAGACACAGAGGACAUAAACGUGACGAGGCAGCCUAAGAGCUGUUAUGCAACCGCUGACCUACUAACACAUAUUUCUAGAAAGGGAGCCGGAGAAACUAGAGCAAAGAGUCCGACGGCACACAACACACAGGCAGCAGAGCCAAGAGAGACCCGCACCGCCUUCACCCGAACCACACGGACCACGACAACUACCGACCACAGCGGCACCGACAGGGAAAAACGGAGAAGAGGAAGAAAGUUUUGUCAUUUUUCCCCCGUUUUUUUUGGGAGGUUUCUUCUGAAAGGACAGGGAGCGGAGGAAACGGGAGCGAGCCAGCUUUUGUGUCGGGGAAGCCAGAAUCUUUUUUUCUCUCCUCCUCCUUCAGGACAAAGGUAGUGGUCAGCAGACAGCACGACCGACUCUUCGCCCUCAGGGAGCCCUGAAGUACACAGCUUGACCUAUAUCCUGUGUAAGACACUGAGAAUAACACAACAAGAGGCCUGGCAGACAUCACAGUUCUGCUGAAGACUGAGGAGACGCCAAAACACUCAAAAUCACCUCGAGCAAGUCUCCAAAAAAGUCCUUUGAACAUUGCAUCAAGUCAACUGGACGACACUCAGCUUAGAAUCUCAAGUUGUGGAUUUUUUUAGGCUAUCCGCACACAACACAAGUUCAAUGGUUUUUGUGGAAUUCCACCUCUUUUUAAUCUUCCUUGCUAAUUUAGACACUUGAAUGUUUUGAUUCUGAAAAGCAACGCAACAGAAAUCAAUGAGGCUUUUCCUUCAAGGAGCACAAAUACCUCAUCCAGAAAUUUUUGCUGAUCCUGCGACAUAGGUCACACUGCUUACCAACAAAGCGGAAGGCUCUUACUGUAUUGUUCUACAUCUUUUCCCUCCCCCUUUGCCCUUUGCUAGAGUCACACUCUGGCCCCCAGCUGGGAAAAACCAUGGAAAGUCUCAGUCUGCACCUCUCAUCCACCAGCAACAAAAAUAACAUGGAGAUAGACAAUUUUUCUUCCUACAGUGGAAGCAUCCCGUCCCCUGGUCCUGACGAUGGAGCACGAAUCAGCCGCCAGGGUAAAGGUAGCAAGUCUAAUGUGACUUCCCGUCGCAAGAGAGAGUUCAUUUCUGACGAGAAGAAAGAUGCUUCCUAUUGGGAAAAACGGAGGAAGAACAAUGAAGCAGCCAAGCGCUCAAGGGAGAAGCGUCGCCUUAAUGACAUGGUGCUAGAGAACCGGGUCAUGGCACUGAAUGAGGAGAAUGUUCGUCUGAAGACAGAACUCCUUCAGCUCAAGUUGCGUUUUGGCCUCAUCAGCACAGCCUCCUACAUGGAGAAAAGCCAGCAGAUCUCCAACAGUGCUGCUGCAGCUUGCAACACUGGUAGCAAUGGUAGCAGCACCCCAAAUGGUAACACCUACCUCUCAAGCAGUGGAUAUUCCAGUGCAUCCCAGGUGAUGCUGAAUUCUGAUUCGUCUGAACCUGAACAGUUGAGCCAUGGUGAACGCCACACCAACCUCCACAACUACUCUCCCCGGGGCUCCAUCUCAGAUUUGUCUGACGCCUCCUCCAGGGACAGCCCAGAACCGAUGGACUACAAGGUAAAGAAGGAGCCCUCGUGUAUGGAGAUGGCUCAGCUAGAAAGCAACGGGAUUCCCGAUGGGCUUGCUAAUGGGAUACCAAAUGGAAUGCCAACUGGGGCUUACCAUGACAACCACAGUCCUCUGGUUUCCCCUCACCAGCAGAGCACUCCAAUGCCUGAAAGUGCCAUGGACUACCAACACCACCAAAGGCAGCAACAGUGCCACAUGGAGGCAUCCAGUCCGGCCCCUCAGGCCACCUCUGCUCAGCGGAGCGUCAUCUUGUACCGCUCCAGCAGUGGUUGUUACCCUAUGGAAAGCCAGAGGUCAGAGGACCAGCAGGUCCAGCAGAGCAGACCGACUCAGAAUUGCCAGAAGACCCCAGCCUCCAAGUUCUCUGAUUGUUCACAGACCAUCACAGAGGUCGCAGAGAAGCUGGAGAGGACAAAGACCUUGGAUUCACCUCAGUAUGAAUAUGCCGAUGGUUAUGACGAGUCUGUAGAGGAGAUGCAGCAAAGGUACAAUCCCAAUGAUCAGCAGCAGCAUGACACCCGUCAUCAUUACUGCUACCAGGUUCAGGAGAACCGUUCUGAGCAUUCAGAAAGCCACCAGAACCCCUUCGCCCCUGAUCUGAUCCACAAUACUGAGGAGGGCAAGUCCUCCUUUGCGCAGCACAAUGGCUACCUCAACACACUCGAUGAAGAGCCCCCAGUCCUCACCUAUGAGGGAGGACCUCAAGCGAGUGGCUUCUACCAGGAGACCUCCUCGAAAGACACUUCCUCCAGUGAUGGGGACCCCCGUAGCUCUGCCAAGGAGGGUUCCACAGAUGAUGAAUCCCCCUCCUCAUCCUCCUCAGAC
Messenger RNA from Solea senegalensis (Senegalese sole), 2583 nucleotides. RefSeq lists its product as uncharacterized. The record is from RefSeq and is a predicted model, not a curated record. NCBI's taxonomy places the organism in Eukaryota, Metazoa, Chordata, Actinopteri, Pleuronectiformes, Soleidae. The transcript is spliced from 2 exons. Gene Ontology annotation, molecular function: DNA binding; DNA-binding transcription factor activity. Gene Ontology annotation, biological process: circadian rhythm; regulation of DNA-templated transcription. The annotation marks the transcript as partial. Gene Ontology annotation, cellular component: nucleus.